Messenger RNA from Penicillium vulpinum, 1971 nucleotides. RefSeq lists its product as uncharacterized. The record is from RefSeq and is a predicted model, not a curated record. NCBI's taxonomy places the organism in Eukaryota, Fungi, Ascomycota, Eurotiomycetes, Eurotiales, Aspergillaceae. The coding region runs from base 1 to 1971 and encodes 656 amino acids. The transcript has 3 exons. Gene Ontology annotation, molecular function: long-chain fatty acid transmembrane transporter activity; long-chain fatty acid-CoA ligase activity.
AUGUCGCUGUCAUCCCUGCCCGAUAUUCCCUUGAGCCUUGCACUCCCUGCUGCGGCAACCACACUUGCAUAUCUCAAUGCAAAAUGGUCGCUCUCCUACGAUUUGAGCCUUCUCAAGGGGCUGGUGACUAUGAAGGUGAGGUCCCGCGUCGCGGAACGUGGCGACCGCUUGAACCUCUUCUACACACUUGAAGCCUAUGCACUUAAUCCUAAAACUGCAGACAGCGAUUUUAUUGUGUACAAUGGACGAACAACAUCGUUCUACGAAGGUUACAUCAUAAUUCUUCGCUAUGGGGCAUGGUUUAAGAAUGUACACGGCAUCAAGCCCAAGGAGAUUGUCGCGAUUGACUUCAUGAAUUCUUCCACUUUCAUCUUCAUGAUGCUGGGAUUGUGGAGUAUUGGAGCGAUCCCCGCGUUUAUUAACUACAACUUGUCUGGGAAGCCGCUCAUUCACUCUAUUCGAACAUCCACGGCGAGGCUCUUGAUCGUUGACGAAGAAGUUCGUCACUGCUUCCCAGCGGAGCAGGAGGAGAUUUUGACAUCCCCGAGCUUCCGAGAUGGCAAGGGAUCGGUUGAGGUCGUGUUUCAUACCCCGGAGGUGGAAGCGCAGAUUAUGGGAAUGGAGCCUACGCGAGAGGAUGACAAGGUCCGCAGUGGCUUGAUCCCUCGCGAUAUGGCCAUUUUGAUUUACACAAGUGGCACUACCGGGCUUCCCAAACCUGCUAUUGUCAGUUGGAAUAAGUGCUGGUCUGGCAGCUUGUUCGUUAAAGAUUGGUUGAGCAUUAAUUCCUCUGACAGAUUCUUCACGUGUAUGCCUCUCUACCAUAGUUCCGCUUCGGUGCUUGGGUUUAUCACCUGCUUGAUGGGAGGAUCGACUCUGAUUAUUGGCCGCCGAUUCUCUGCGCGCAACUUCAUCAAAGAGGCCCGCGAGAACAAUGCGACAAUUAUCCAAUAUGUGGGCGAGACGCUACGUUAUCUGUUGGGCGUAGCACCUGCAACUGACCCGGUCACUGGCGAGGACCUUGACAAGAAGCACAAUAUUCGCAUGGCAUUUGGAAAUGGACUGCGUCCCGAUAUCUGGAACCGCUUCAAAGAGCGUUUUAAUAUCCCCACAAUCGCCGAGUUCUACGCCGCUACUGAAGGCACAUCUGGUUCAUGGAAUGUUUCGUCAAACGACUUCUCCGCGGGCGCUAUCGGCCGAAACGGUGCUUUGGGAAAUAUCAUCCUUGGUCGUGGCUCUGCCAUUGUGGAUGUUGAUCAUGAGACCGAGGAACCGUGGCGUGACCCCAGGACUGGUCUCUGCAAGAAUGUCCCUCGGGGUGAUCCCGGCGAGUUACUAUACGUCAUCGAUGCAGCAGAUCCCACUGCCAAUUUCCAAGGCUACUUCGGAAACAAGAAGGCGACCGACGGCAAGAUUAUCCGCGAUGUAAAGAAGAAGGGCGAUGCCUAUUUCCGGACCGGUGACAUGGUUCGAUGGGACAAAGACGGCCGUUGGUACUUCUCAGAUCGACUGGGUGAUACCUUCCGAUGGAAGAGCGAGAACGUAUCCACCAGCGAGGUUUCCGAGGUCCUAGGCGCACAUCCCGAAGUACACGAAGCUAACGUUUACGGCGUGGCUCUCCCCAAUCAUGAUGGCCGUGCGGGAUGCGCAGCUAUCCUUUUCAACCAGCAAAUAGCAGACGGUAACCUCUCUGAUUCCGCACUGGAGCCCUCACGCGAGGUCCUUGAUAGUCUCGCUGCACACAUUCUCAAGAAUCUGCCUCGGUUCGCGGCUCCGCUGUUCUUGCGAGUUACGCCUGUGACGCAGUCGACCGGUAACAACAAGCAGCAGAAACAUGUUCUUCGUGCUGAAGGCGUGGAUCCAGCUCGUGUGUCGAAGAAGGAUAGACUCUACUGGCUCCAGGGUAAUACCUAUGUGCCCUUUGGGCAGAGGGAUUGGGACCUGUUGACUGGUGGCCAGGUUCGACUUUGA